Papilio machaon (common yellow swallowtail) is the source of this 347-nucleotide messenger RNA. Its product is annotated as vitelline membrane protein Vm26Ab. NCBI's taxonomy places the organism in Eukaryota, Metazoa, Arthropoda, Insecta, Lepidoptera, Papilionidae. The coding region runs from base 56 to 286 and encodes 76 amino acids. The record is from RefSeq and is a predicted model, not a curated record. The transcript is spliced from 2 exons.
GCAGACGCUUCUUACUAGCACAUACUCAAUCAAUACUAACUCAACCUCAUACAAAAUGUUCAAACUGUUCAUCUUCGCCUGUUUCCUCGCCCUGGCUGCGGCCAAGCCCGGCGUGUUGCCUGUGGCUUACACCGCGCCGGUAGCCGCAGCGUACACCGCACCAGUUGCCGCUGCCUACACCGCGCCUCUCGCCUACUCUGCCUACUCCGCCUACACUGCGCCUGUUGCUGCAUACUCUGCUUACACAUACGCAUCUCCCUAUGCUGCUUACUACCUUCGUCGUUGAUUUUGUUCUUUAAGUUCUGCAUCUUUCUGUUGUUAUAAAAGCUAAAUGUUUAAUUUUUUGG